AUGUGGAUUCCACAUUCAAUACCAAAAACAACUUUCCACCAAUUCAUUCCAUCAGAUAAAAUCGUCCCCCGUGGGUUGCGAUCGAACGAGAUUGAACACGUUAUUAACUCUAUGGACUUUAGCUGGGCGGAUUGUACGCCCAAACCGUUAAAAUUACUUUGCUUAGAUAAUAUAGCCAACCAUUUUGAACUUUACCCCAAACAUUUAUUUGAGUGCAUUACUCACAUGGACAUUGAGUACCUCGUUGAAAUACUGAGCACUAGUUUACCGAUUUCUUUAGUCAUCCACGUCCCGGGCAAUGAGUAUUGGCGACGACGACACGACCAUACAUGGCCGGACUCCAUUAAAACAACACAAAACAUUGCAGUUACAGAUUCUUUGAAAAUUAUAUAUUUAACCAAAUAUGUAUCAGAUAUUAUUGAAAACUUAGAACCGGGUUACGUUGAUGAAACGGAGCUUACCGAAAUAUUGAUGGUCUGCAGCCCAUAUAUAACUUCGAUAGAUUGCCAACAGCUUCGUAUUAAGAGUUCGAUGAUGGACACAUUAACAACCGAUGAUUCAAAGGACCCAAUUCACAUUGAUUUGAGUUUUGUAUUGGGUAUUUUAAAAAACGUACAGACUUUAAGCCUAGUUUAUGGUUCCAGGAUUUUAACAACUAAGCCACCAAUGUACACAUCUAAACAGUACAGGUUCAAUAUUAAUGACAUGGACACGCUUGGUCAUGGUUUAGUAAUAUCGGAACACUUGAGUAGUCUGACAAUUACUAAGAGUGCAUUCAAUAUGGAAAAAUUUAACAGGCUAUUACCAUAUAUGAUGGAGUGCCAUCGUCUCGAAGAAAUAAACUUUUCGUUUUGUAAAUUGUGUUCUCUUGGUGGAAAAUCAGUAGCAAAUUUUGUAAAAACUGCAAAAAUGUUAAAGCUGGUGAACUUAUGCGGUAACCAUAUCGGUCCAGAUGGAGUUGAAUCAUUAUCAUUUGUAAUGUUAUGGAGGCGAAAUCACAACUACCCGGCGAUUGAAUUAAAUUUAAAUAUGAACAAUAUAAAAGACAUUGGUGCCAAAUAUUUAGCAUCUGCCUUAGCAUCAGGAGUUGAACCUUUUACUAAACUUCGAGUUCGUAAUUGUAAUAUAACAGAAAUUGGAGGUUUAAACAUUGCUCAAUCAUUAGCAUAUGAUCGUGGAUUACGUGCUUUAGAAAUAGAUAAUAAUCCAUUAACAUUGGAAGUUGCUAUUGCGUUACACACAUCGUUGAAAACAAAUUGGAAUAUUGCAUAUAUGUCUGUUCAAAAUUGUAACUUCUCACAGAACAUUACAAAUUUUCUGAGUAGAGUAGCAUUUUAUAAUAAACACAAAAAACGUUCUGAGUUUAUCUAUUUAGAUUUUGAAUACUUAUAUGAUGAAAUGAAAGAGGAAAAUAUUUCAUUUGAAGAAAAUAUGAUAGAAUCAGAAACUAUGGAAAAUGACGGUAAGGAAAGGCUAUUGUAA
Messenger RNA from Melanaphis sacchari, 1482 nucleotides. RefSeq lists its product as uncharacterized. Gene Ontology annotation, molecular function: GTPase activator activity; small GTPase binding. Bases 1 to 1482 code for a protein of 493 amino acids. Lineage: Eukaryota; Metazoa; Arthropoda; Insecta; Hemiptera; Aphididae. The record is from RefSeq and is a predicted model, not a curated record. Gene Ontology annotation, cellular component: perinuclear region of cytoplasm; nucleus; cytosol. The transcript is spliced from 2 exons. Gene Ontology annotation, biological process: activation of GTPase activity; nucleocytoplasmic transport.